GCAGCAGCGAUGCCCAAGUUCGCGGAGCGCGGCCGGAGCGGGGGGGGCGGCGGCGGGGCCGGAGCGCGGCGCUGCGGGCAGCGGGGGGGCCCGGUCGCCGCCCCCGGCCCGGCCCCGCGCUGAGCCCCGCACGGCCCCGCGCCGCCCCCGGGGCCGCCGCUCGCCUCGCAGAGAUGCCCCGGACGGUGCUGCUGCUCUGCCUGGCCCUCGGGCCGGUCCUGCGCGCCAGGUGUGAGAGCACAGAGGAAUACGAUUACGAUUACCUCAGCAUCAAUAAAACCUGGGUCCUCACGCCCAAGGCACAGGAGACCGAUGCCACGCAGAUCCUCAACUCGCUGCUCAAGAACUAUGACAACAAGCUGAGGCCUGACAUUGGCAUCAAGCCCACCUUCAUUGAUGUGGAUAUCUACGUGAACAGCAUCGGGCCGGUGUCUGUCAUCCAGAUGGAAUACACCAUUGACAUCUUCUUUGCCCAGACGUGGUACGACCGGCGCCUGCGGUUCAACAGCACGCUCAAGGCUCUGACCCUGAACACCAACAUGGUGAGCCGCAUCUGGAUCCCUGACACCUUCUUCAGGAACUCCAAACGGGCUGAUUCCCACUGGAUAACCACUCCCAAUCAGCUCCUCCGCAUCUGGAAUGAUGGAAAAGUGCUCUACACUCUCAGGCUGACAAUCGAGGCUGAAUGUCUGCUCCAGCUGCAGAAUUUCCCAAUGGACACUCACUCCUGCCCUUUGGUUUUUUCCAGCUAUGGAUACCCUCGGGAGGAGAUCGUCUAUCGCUGGAGGCGCUACUCCAUCGAGGUGUCUGACCAGCGCACAUGGAGGCUCUACCAGUUCGACUUCACGGGGCUGAGGAACACCUCAGAAGUCCUCAGGACUGGGGCAGGGGAGUACAUGGUGAUGACAGUUUCUUUUGACCUGAGCAGACGUAUGGGUUACUUUGCCAUUCAGACCUACAUUCCCUGCAUCCUGACUGUUGUUCUUUCCUGGGUUUCCUUCUGGAUCAAGAGAGACUCUACGCCAGCCAGGACAUCUCUGGGUAUCACGACUGUGCUCACCAUGACCACCCUGAGCACCAUCUCCCGCAAGCACCUGCCCCGUGUUUCCUACAUCACUGCCAUGGACCUCUUCGUCUCCGUGUGCUUCAUCUUCGUCUUUGCUGCUCUCAUGGAGUACGCCACGCUCAACUACCUGGUGGGGAACAAGAAACCCCUGGAGCACAGCCACAGGAAAGCCAGGCUGCCACCUGCGGGCGCACAGGUGAUGCCAACCUUCACCGCCAUCAACAUCAACCACAUCAUGCACUGGCCCCCGGAGAUGGAGGAGGAUGAGGAUGACGAGCCCGGCUCCCCGUGCCUGGAGGGGAAGGAGUGUGAGAGGUUCUUCUGCUGCAUCGAGGACUGUCAGACGGGGAUGUGGCGGGAGGGCCGGGUGCGCAUCCACAUAUCCCGCCUGGACUCCUACUCCCGCGUCUUCUUCCCCACCGCCUUCCUGCUCUUCAACAUCGUCUACUGGAUUGCCUAUCUGUAUCUCUAGCCCUCCUUUGUGCUCAGCUGGAACGGGCAGGGCACCAGCGAGAGGGGCUUCUCGAGGAGCAUAGAGAACAGCAUCUCUCCUGUUGUAGUCAGCUGUCAGUCUGAGCACCCCGACCUGGUGAUUCCUUCUCCCUGCUCUGUCAUCUCUUCUGAGAAGAACCAAACAGCUUUUUUUUUUUAGCCUUCUAACAUAUCUUUUUAGAGAAUCUACCCUUCCCCAGACAGCCCUCUCUCCAACACCACCAGCAUUGUACUCCUUGUAAAAUUACCCAAAAUUUCCAUCUCAAGCAUUAGGGAUUUUGUCAAAAAAAACCCUUAAUGCAUUUCAUUUUUCCAUCCAGUCCUACUCUGAAAUUUCAAGGCAAGUGAUGGCAAAUGGAGUUUUCUGCAUAGUUAUUAAGACUGCAAAGGAAAUAAAAUACAUCUUACGACUUCUGCACCACUUCCACCAGAGCAGACUUUGUGGGGUGCCAGAAGCUCAGAAAGGUCAGGAGGAAAUAGUGUGGCCAAGGACAGCAGUGCAGCUCUCCCACAGUAGCUGGGCUUGGCUGAAACGUUCUGGGCCUGCCCAGACAUCUGAUGGUGGCACUGACGAGGAUGGAGUUGCUGCAAGCCUCCCCCAGCUCCCCACAGAGCAUCUCUGAAGCAUUCAUUCCUCACGGAUCACUCCAGGACACCCUCCCACUGAGGCACUGCUCAUUCCCACCCCACGGGAAUGGAAAGCAUUUCCAAGCUGGAAGGGCCCACCUGCCUUGCUGGAGCAGGCUCUUCAGGGCCCACGGUGACAUUUCUGAUGUGUGACCAGGACUCAGAGCAGGCUCUGCAGUUGGGCAUAGCCAAAAGAGGGGGGAAGUCCUUGUGAGAAGGGCCAGAAGAAGCCUCCUGAGCCUGUAGUGAGGUAGUUCUCUCUGGGCUGUGAAUCACAGAGGGGCAGUGCUGUCCUGGCAGUGACACUCGCUGGUGCCAUCAGAUCUGUGCUGGCUGCUCGGUGCCAACCUGAGGAAGGGGUAUAGGAAAGGGAACACACAGCUUCCAGUGCAUUCCUGCUGCUCAGAUGUGUUCCCUUCUUUAUUUUAUUUUUUUCAUAAUUGCAUAAAACAAGAGUUUUCACUCUAACUGGAUGGCUCCUCCCAGUUGCCAUCAUCACUUGGCCUGUUUCCUCAUAAAAUCAGGAAAUGGAGUGAGUUGUCCUUGAUGGAUUUUAAGAAGGACAAGCGUAGUGAGAUGGUCCCAUCUUAAAGAGAUGGAGAAAUGCAUUACACAGUUUCAGCUGGGGAGAAACUGCAUAAUAAAGAAGAGGAAACUGAGGCCCAAGGUUCAUAAUGUGUCAACUGGCUGCCUCCCCAUUUACACCAGCUGCUGAUGUGGCCCACAGCAUGAUUGUGAGAAGCAGUGGGCCAUUAAUAGUUACUUACUGUGUAAAUUAGAAACAAAAAGAUCUUUUUUUAAAAAACAGCAUGUUUUAGAAAAAAAUUAGGACUUAAAAGGCUUGUCAGGAAAAGGAAGCCGGCAUGGCUGCAGAGGAAAAGUUAGGAAAGGCUGGCUCACAGGACAGCUAACAGGGGCAGGAGGUUUUAUAUAUUCUUGGAGAGCAAUUUGGUCUGGUUUAAAGACGGAUUUUGACACUGUUAAAUUUGAUCUGAAUAAUGAAGUGUCAUGUUUAAUUCAUUCACAAAUGCAGCCUUACCUGGGUUCCAGAUGAACAGCUAGAGCAUCUUAUUAAGUAUACAAUAGUACAACACUCAGCUAAGUAUAACCUAAUGGGGUCAGACCAGCAGAGCUCUGAAAGGGGAAAUUGUGCCUGUCUAACCUGUUACAGUUCUUUUAAAAUACCAAGGAAGAGAUAAAGGUUACUCAGAAGCAUAAUUUGCUUAGCUACUCCGACAGCUUUUGAAAGGGAGGAAAGAAAUUGUGGCGGGCGGUUCUAACUGAGGAAAUUGAUUUAGCAAAAGAAUUAUUAAGGAGGUUCUAAUUAGAGGAAAUUAACUGAGGAGAGGGGGGAAAAAAAGAAUUGUUAAGGAGGCUCUAAUUAGAGGAAAUUAAUGUUUUAGAGAGAAAGACACAGAGAGGGAGAAGUCUAAGAAAAGAAUCAAAACAACUUGCAGACAAGGGAAGCUGCUGGGUGACAGUGCCGACUCCCAGCCAAGCUGGAUGAUGUUCUGCUCCCAGUAGCAAAGCGUUAUUAGAUGUAGCAACAGAAAAACCUCCUAUGACUCAGCCCUACACCGCCAGGGAGCUGGAUUAAACAGGGUCCUGUGAUCUCUUUGGGGAGCCAAAAGGAAAGAGCAUCCUGGAUUGGAAGUGGCUCACACGGCAGGCUCUGAGUGAAGCACGUCCUCACAUUUGGGCAGGCAGCUGUCGGGGCUGUGUGGGAGGGGACGCCCCGGUGGCAAACCAGGGUCUGUGCCAGAUCCCUCCCCAACAGGAUGGUGCCUUGAACGGUGUUCAGGCACUGGAGGCUGCGCUGAGCACAGGGAGCAAAGUGGGGAAGGGAAAAAUUAACAGCCCUGUGCGACAGAGCCCGAACAGCUGCAAUUUGCUGUGGCUUCGAAGCUCUUGGUGAACACAAAUGAUUGUCAUGGGCACUGGAGAACAGAGCUCAGCCCUGAGAGCAGCAACUUGUUGAAAUUAGACCUUUUACAAAAUCAGCCAGGAGAGAAACGGGGUGUACAAAAACCUAAGAGGACAAAGUAGACUUGAAAGAUUGUAAGAUUUCACCAAAAAAAGAUAAAGCCAACAUACACCUAGGUAAUUGAACCAAUGAUGGAGGAUUUGACAGAGGAAAAUAGUCUAGCGUGGGCUGGAGCACAAGGAAGCUGAUUACUAAGGCUGGGGAAGGAGGAGGGAGGGGGCUUUUUGGCUUAGGGAAGUCUGUGCCCAUCAUCCAUAGCACAAUAAAUAAAGGCAUGCACAAAUUCAAUCAUGUUUUUAAUUUUCUAUAGUAUCAAAAAAAAAAGGGAAAAAAAAAAAAGGAACGCUAAGAAAAGCCAAAAAGAAAAAUCUGCCAUUCUUUUGGAAUGACUUUGCAAGGCUCCAGUUUCCUUCUAGAAUGGAUUUUUCCAGCUAUCAGGAGGGAACUCAGGGCACAGAGACAUCCAGUAGCUGUGAGCUGCCCUGCUCUGCAUGGCUCUGGGAGUCUCUCUGUGCCCUCCUAGGCUGGCAUUAGACACAGACCAAACCCUUCCCUCACCUACUGCCUCCCCUUCCCAGGGAGCAGCCAGUCCCAUUCCCACCCCUGCCAUGGAAGACAAACACACCCAGGGCAGCAGGACCAGGGCAGUGACUGCCCCUCUUUGCUGGGCAUAGUGAGGCCACUCCUCAGCUCCUCAGGUCAGUUUUGGAAGGUCUGGAGCACAAGCCUGAUGAGGGGAUAUCUUGGUUCAGAAAGACAGGAGUCUGCUAAGGAAGGCAGAAGCCCCCCCUGAAAGGGAGAAUGUAAACCCCCUCCCUCCAAAUUGCUAUAAAUUUUAAAUUAAGGGGCUCUCAGGCAAAAAUAUGGGAGCAGGAAAUAACAGUUCUUUAAUAGGGAAGAAAAUAAAAGGAUAAAAUAAACAAUGCAGUACACUAGAACAACACUGACAGAGUCAGAACCCAGCCUGACACCCUGUGGGUCAGGGUGUUGGCAGCAGUCCCAUUGGAAUUGUGGCUGCAGCCCUCCUGCAGUGUCAGAGGUGGUUCUGUUUCAGCAGGGAUCCUGUAGUCUCUUCCUCUGAAAUUCCAGGGGAAAAGGCAGCUGCUGUUCCUCUGGGGAACCCAGUGGAGAAGCCGUGCUGGUGUUCCAGAGUCUCCAGAUUAUAUCCAGGUAGGAAUGCUUGGCUCCUCCCUCUGGGCUCACAUCUCCCAGUGGGAUGCUGUAGUUCUUAUCAGCCAUGCAGUGACAUUCAAUAGUCUGUUAUCAGCAGAUGCCCCCUCCCAGGGAGGAGUGGGUGUGGAAGAGAUAAGGAAAACUGCCCAAUGAACAGAAGACAGCUGCCAUACAGAUGGCAAACAAUUCAUUUUGCUUGGCAAUCCAGGACAGGGGAAGCUGAGGGAGCUGGGGGGCCCAGCCUGGAGAAAAGGAGGCUCAGGAGAGACCUUACUGCUCUCUACAGCUCCCUGGCAGGAGGGUGUGAUGAGGGGUGGGUCAGUCACUUCUCCCAGAUAACAAGAAACAGGAUAAGAGAAAACAUACUCUGGUUGUGCCAGGGCAGGUUUAGGUUGGAUACUGGGGAAAAAUUCUUCAUUGGAAGGGUGGUCAGGCUGUGGAACAGGCUGCCCAGGAAAGUGGUGGAGUCACUGUUCGUGGAGGUGUUUAAAAGAUGUGGAGAUGUGGCACCUGGGGAGAUGGUUUAAUGGAGCUCUUGGCAGUGUUAGAUUUACAUUUGGACACAAUGAUCAUAAAAGGUCUUUUCCAACCUAAGUGAUUCUGUGAUUCUAUCACUCUACUAGCCUCAUACCUAAUGAUGGGGACUGGAAAUUAUGAUCUCAGCAUUCAUGUCUUGUGGCCUUUCUUUGGAAUAUAAAAGGAAAUCAGGAAGAAGGUUGAUUUUUCAUUUCUCUGCCUCCAGUUCCUAUUCUUCCCCUCCAAAUUAUGCCACAUAAGGAACCAUUUUUAGCCUGUGUGCUCUUCAGGACAGGGAUUCUGUUACUGUGUAUUUGUACAGGGGCUGGCACUCUGGGGCUUUGUCCUUAACUAAGAUUUCUGGAUGCUUCUUAUUAUACAUAAUAAACUACAUUAUACACUGCC
Molecule: messenger RNA, 6263 nt
Organism: Zonotrichia leucophrys gambelii
Lineage: Eukaryota; Metazoa; Chordata; Aves; Passeriformes; Passerellidae
Product: gamma-aminobutyric acid receptor subunit gamma-4
Exons: 9
Coding region: 174-1538 (454 amino acids)
Biological process (GO): signal transduction; regulation of postsynaptic membrane potential; gamma-aminobutyric acid signaling pathway
Cellular component (GO): synapse; GABA-A receptor complex; dendrite membrane
Molecular function (GO): GABA-gated chloride ion channel activity; inhibitory extracellular ligand-gated monoatomic ion channel activity; GABA-A receptor activity
Source: RefSeq, a predicted model, not a curated record